AUGGUCAACUUGAAGAACAUCGCGGUCGCCGCCACGACCCUCCUCGCCUACGCCGGCGCCGCACCAUUCGUAUCGGAGACGGGCGAGUUCAAGACGUCUGCGAAGACGAGCAAGGUGAUUCCCGGAAAGUACAUCAUCACUCUCAAGGAUGGCCUGCAGGCUCGCGACCUCGACUCUCACCUCGACUGGGUGAACGGCGUCCACAAGCGCGGCCUCUCGGCCAGCCAGUUCAAGGGUGUCGAGCGAACCUACAACGGCAAGCACAUCAACUUCCGUGGCUACGCCGGUCACUUUGACCAGGCCACCGUUGCCGAGAUCCGCAAGAACCCCGACGUCGCUCUCGUCGAGGCGGACCAGGUCUGGGAACUGGCCUUUAUCGACCCCGCCGAGGAAGUUGUUGGCAUCCAGCAGAAGCGGGAUCUGACGACCCAGACCGGCGCCCCCUGGGGCCUCGGAACGGUCUCGCAUCGAAGCAAGGGCUCGACCGACUACGUCUACGACACCAACGCCGGCGCCGGCACCUUUGCCUACGUCGUCGACACCGGCAUCGUGACGACGCACGAGGAGUUUGAGGGCCGUGCCGAGGCCGCCUUCACGGCCUUCCCCAACGACGCCAACGUCGACACCUUCGGCCACGGCACCCACGUGGCCGGCACCAUCGCCGGAAAGACGUUUGGCGUUGCGAAGAAGGCCAAGAUCCAGGCCGUCAAGGUCUUCCAGGGCUCCUCCUCGGCCACGUCCAUCAUCCUUGCCGGCUACAACUGGGCCGUCGAGGACAUCAUCGCCAAGGGCCGGACCGGGUCGGCCGCCAUCAACCUCUCCCUCGGAGGCCCCAAGUCGGUUUCCUUCAACAACGUCGUCGACGCGGCCUCGAAGAAGGGUGUCCUGUCCAUCAUCGCCGCCGGCAACGAGUCCCAGGACGCCUCGAGGGUUUCGCCCGCUUCGGCUGAGAGCGCCGUGACGGUUGGUGCUCUGACCAAGGAUUGGACCAUGUCCUACUUCUCCAACUGGGGCACCGUCCUCGACAUCUUCGCGCCCGGCUCCGACGUCAACUCGGCCUGGAUCGGCAGCAACUCGGCGACCAAGAGCAUCUCGGGCACCUCGAUGGCGACCCCCCACGUCGUCGGCCUUGCCCUCACCGCCAUGUCCGUCGAUGGCGUCCAAGGCGUCGAUGCCGUGACCAAGCACCUUACGGGCCACGGCACGAAGGACAAGAUUACCGGAAACAUCCGUGGCUCGCCCAACGUCAUCGGCAACAACAACCGAGCUGGACAGUAA
Molecule: messenger RNA, 1278 nt
Organism: Drechmeria coniospora
Lineage: Eukaryota; Fungi; Ascomycota; Sordariomycetes; Hypocreales; Ophiocordycipitaceae
Product: serine protease protn
Exons: 2
Coding region: 1-1278 (425 amino acids)
Biological process (GO): proteolysis
Molecular function (GO): serine-type endopeptidase activity
Source: RefSeq, a predicted model, not a curated record